Messenger RNA from Endocarpon pusillum Z07020, 1086 nucleotides. RefSeq names its product Alternative oxidase. Gene Ontology annotation, cellular component: mitochondrion. Lineage: Eukaryota; Fungi; Ascomycota; Eurotiomycetes; Verrucariales; Verrucariaceae. The coding region runs from base 1 to 1086 and encodes 361 amino acids. Gene Ontology annotation, molecular function: alternative oxidase activity. The record is from RefSeq and is a predicted model, not a curated record. The transcript is spliced from 3 exons. Gene Ontology annotation, biological process: alternative respiration.
AUGGGCACGAUACGUGUGACGCCACCACGGACCCUGUUCUCUGGGCAGGGAAGUGCUUACAUCGGCAAAGCUAUUGCAAGCUCGCUCAAUAGCUCAUCAUCAAUAUGCACAACAGGAAUGAGAAGUAGCUACUACCUUCUCCGACCAUACAGCUCUCCUCUUGGCAAGAGAAACUUUUCAUCCACAAGCAAGCAGCAACUGGAAGUGUUUCCGCCUCCAAGAGAUGCGCCCUCCAUCAGAGUCACUCCUGCAGCAUGGCAGCAUCCGGUCUAUUCCGAAGAGUCGAUGAAACAGAUUGCCAUUGCUCGUCGCGACGUGAGGACGUGGUCCGACUGGACUGCCUUCAACCUUGUGCGCUUGCUCCGCUGGUCGACCGAUAUAGCCACCGGCUAUCGACAUCAGAAGGAGAUCAAGAAACUCGAAGAUAAUCCGAAUGCCAAGCGAUUUCAGAUGACGGAGCGGAAAUGGCUGACUCGUUUCAUCUUUCUCGAAUCGAUAGCUGGAGUACCGGGUAUCGUUGGGGGCAUGCUUCGACAUCUCCGCAGCUUGAGACGAAUGCAACGAGAUAACGGAUGGAUUGAGAGUCUUCUAGAAGAAGCUUACAACGAGCGAAUGCACCUCCUCACUUUCCUAAAGAUGGCCGAACCAGGAAGAUUCAUGAAGUUCAUGGUUCUUGCUGCUCAGGGCAUCUUCAGCAACGCCUUCUUCUUUGCGUACCUCGUCUCCCCUCGCACAUGCCAUCGAUUUGUUGGUUAUCUCGAAGAAGAAGCCGUCAUGACCUACACCCAUUGCAUUCGCGAUAUCGAGGCUGGACGAUUGCCAUCAUGGUCAAAGUUGGAUGCUCCAGAAAUCGCAGUCCGAUAUUGGAAUAUGCCUGAAGGCCACAGAAAGAUGCGAGAUCUUUUACUAUACAUCCGAGCAGACGAGGCUAAGCACAGAGAAGUCAACCAUACCCUGGGCAACCUCGAUUGGCACAAAGACCCCAAUCCAUAUGUGUCUGAGUACAAAGAUCCGAGCCAGAAUCAUCCCACAAAGGGUAUUGAUAUCAAUAAACCGGUUGGAUGGGAGCGAGAGGAGGUGAUAUGA